AUGGCUCCCCCACCUUCUGCCUCUCUUCCACUCCAGCAAAGGCUCAUACAACUCGCGCAAACAUUACAGUUUGCUUGGUUCGUAGGACAUCUCUCCCUCCUUUUCUGCAUCAUCAGAUAUGGUCUUUCAUACAUAACCUUCAACUACUACUCGAGAUGGGCUACCUUUUCUUAUCGUACCGCCUUUAUCUCCGCCGCUGUUACCUACGGGAUCGUGGUUUACAAGGCAUUCCGUGCUCGCGCCAGAGCUGGAAAAGCAAAUCAAGCUGGUUUGAUCUCUCUUAUCGCCGAUGAGAAUGUUCAGUACUUGGCCAUGGCACUCGUAUGGCUCUUCUCCAAACAAUACCCUCUUGCCAUGCUCCCAUUCGGUGUUUACUCUGUCUUCCACGUUGCAACUUACACCCGUACCAACCUCAUCCCAACUCUCCAACCAGCUCCAGCCGGCACCGACCCCAAGGCUGCUCCAAAGCCAAACGCUAUGGCCGAUACCAUUGGCAAGUUCGUCAAGGAAUACUAUGAUACAUCCAUGGGACUUGUUGCUCUUCUUGAAAUCAUUCUCUGGGCUCGUAUCUUCCUCUCCGCUAUUGCAUUCCAAUCUGGUUCCUGGAUUUUGAUUGUUAUCUACACUGCAUUCCUCCGCUCAAGAUUCGCUCAAAGUGCAUUUGUUCAAGGUCAAUUCAGACAAGUAGAGGCAAGAAUCGAUAGCCUUGUUGGUGCUCAAUCUACUCCUCCAGCCGCAAGACAAGUUUGGGAAGCUGUUAAGGGUGGUGCUAGAACUUUCCACGAUGCUACCGACGUCGGAAAGUAUGUUGCCGGUGCUCAAGCUCAAAAGAAGACUUCAUAA
This is a messenger RNA of Botrytis sinoallii, 843 nucleotides long. RefSeq lists its product as uncharacterized. The transcript is spliced from 4 exons. Gene Ontology annotation, cellular component: membrane; endoplasmic reticulum. The record is from RefSeq and is a predicted model, not a curated record. NCBI's taxonomy places the organism in Eukaryota, Fungi, Ascomycota, Leotiomycetes, Helotiales, Sclerotiniaceae. Gene Ontology annotation, biological process: membrane organization; endoplasmic reticulum tubular network organization. The coding region runs from base 1 to 843 and encodes 280 amino acids.